AUGCUGACGGAAAAUAAUUUUCAUCAUCAUAAUGGUGGUUCUGUAGUUCCUCAACAUCGUGUUCAUUAUGCUCCCUAUCAGCCUCCAACAUAUUCAGGAAAGUUAUCACAACAACAACAACAAAAUGAUUUACAAACGCCUAAAUUUGAUUUACAUAAUGCUGUUCGGACAAAUGACGUUGCUGGCAUAAUACGUUUACAUGGUCGUCUUAGGCAACAACCACUUGUAGCCGAUGCUUGUUUAUUAGAUUCAAAUGGGCAUACACCACUUUAUACAGCUAUAGCCAAUGGUAGACUUGCUAUGGUUGAUCUUCUUCUUCAUCUUGGUCAUAAUCCCUAUUGCAUAUCAGUGGCUCGUGAAUCAGCAUUAAAUGUUGCUAUAACGUCUGGUCGUCUAGAUAUAAUAGAUUAUUUACUAUCACGUGGUUUUCCUAUUGAUUAUGCUGGAUUUGAAAAUAAAACACCAUUAGAACGAGCUAUUGAAUGUAAUCAAGGUUCGGUUGUUGUUACUUUACUCAAGCACGGCGUUGAUUGGCGUCAUUAUGACGAACAACGUAAAACAGGUGAUAUGUCACUUAUUGAAUGGGCAUUGGCACAUGAACAUCCUCAAGUCUUAGGUGUACUUAUUGAUUUAUACGGCGAUGAUGAAUCUGUAUUCAAUCAAAUCGGCAUGUUGUAA
This is a messenger RNA of Rotaria socialis, 678 nucleotides long. Lineage: Eukaryota; Metazoa; Rotifera; Eurotatoria; Philodinida; Philodinidae. The record is from the annotation of a GenBank genome assembly.